Messenger RNA from Aplysia californica (California sea hare), 1571 nucleotides. RefSeq names its product RNA exonuclease 4. The coding region runs from base 306 to 1532 and encodes 408 amino acids. Gene Ontology annotation, biological process: rRNA processing. The transcript has 9 exons. The record is from RefSeq and is a predicted model, not a curated record. NCBI's taxonomy places the organism in Eukaryota, Metazoa, Mollusca, Gastropoda, Aplysiida, Aplysiidae. Gene Ontology annotation, cellular component: nucleus. Gene Ontology annotation, molecular function: 3'-5' exonuclease activity; nucleic acid binding.
AAUUUAAUGAUUGUUUUCAAUGUGAAAAAGCGUGUUGGAAGUUGGUGUUGUUUAAUCGUCUUAGGCCCUAGGCUUGUCUUAAACUCAGCCUAGACUGUCUAGAUCUAGAUAUAGAUCUAGUGUUGUCAUCCACCCAGCUAAAGGUGUUACCGUGUACUGGAGCUGUCAAAGAUAAAAACGAGAUGUGUUGAUCUUGAGCUGCCUUAAUUCAAUGGGAAUGACUGCUCAUUGAUAGAUUUCAUGAUGAUAUAUGAUAAUAUUGAGUUUUGAAUUAAGUAAAUAAAUGUUAGCUGGAAUCAGGAAAAAUGAAGUCUUCAAGCAACAAAAAAUUUGUUGACAAGCAGAUGUCCCUGACAAAUAACAACUUAAAACAUAACUUUAAAAAAGACAAGCUCCAAACCACCAAAGUUACAAAGUUUGCCGCAGAUGCUCAUGCCAGUGAAGUGAAAGUGAAUGGGGUGAAGGUGGGUUUUGACAAGGCUGUUUCACAGAAAAGAGAACCACAGAGUACAUCUCAGUCAGGAGUAGAACUUACAAAUAAAUCUGACACCUCACAAAGGCAACAAGCGGAGACAAAACAAGCAAUCCCUAGUGGAACUGAAAUGGCUGAAAAACAAACGGAGCAGGCUACCUCCAAGAAAAAGAAAAAGGGAUCGAGAAGAAAGGCAAAACCAGAUGGUAACUCCAACUGGAUGAAUCUCUGUUCGACUCUCCAUAUAGAUGCGAAGAGGAAAACAAAAGCAGUGAAACGACCAGCAGAUCCUGAGGCUCCUCAGACUGAAGCCAAAAAAGCCAAAGAUGAAAUCUGGUUCGAUAAUGUAGAUGAAAUAUUCAUUGAAGCAGCAACUGACAAGAUCAGUAGUGCAGAUGCCGAAGAAGUCAAAUCGUCAAAACCUAAAGUGCCAAUGUCUUCUGGAACAGAAACUGAAGCUAAACUUGUUAAACCAGACUCUUUUCCGGGGCUGACCAGUUGUGUGGCCAUGGAUUGUGAGAUGGUUGGAAUCGGCCCUGAAGGCGAUGAGAGCAUGCUGGCACGGGUGUCCAUCGUCAACCAUUUUGGUGUUUGUCUUUACGACAAGUUUGUGCUCCCGCGGGAGCAGGUCACGGACUACCGCACUUUUGUCAGCGGCAUUACAAAGGAAAAUUUAGCAACUGGUGAAGAGUUUAGCAAAGUCCAAAAAGAGGUCAGUGAUAUCCUGAAGGGAAGGACCUUGGUGGGACAUGCUGUUCAUAAUGACCUGCGGGUAUUAUUCCUGACUCAUCCUCACGGUGACACCCGAGACACGAGCCAGUACAAGCCGUUCCGAGAGCUCUUCAAUGGGAGAAUUCCUGCCCUGAAGAAAUUGUCUGACAAACUGCUGGGCGUGUCUGUCCAGGAAGGCCAACACAGUUCUGUUCAAGAUGCUCAAGCUACCAUGAGGCUGUACACAAUGUACCGGCAACGAUGGGAGAAAGAACUGAAGGCCAGGGUGAAUCAAGCGAAGUGGAAAAAGAAAAAAAAGAAAAAGAAACAAACGAUAGGGAAAACUUAAUUGAAUAGUUUAAUAAUAAAUGUUGCAUUUGUUCACCAA